Messenger RNA from Molossus molossus (Pallas's mastiff bat), 1826 nucleotides. It is a transcript of the gene ZNF394, whose product is annotated as zinc finger protein 394. The record is from RefSeq and is a predicted model, not a curated record. Lineage: Eukaryota; Metazoa; Chordata; Mammalia; Chiroptera; Molossidae. The transcript is spliced from 3 exons. Bases 168 to 1826 code for a protein of 552 amino acids. Gene Ontology annotation, biological process: regulation of transcription by RNA polymerase II. Gene Ontology annotation, molecular function: RNA polymerase II cis-regulatory region sequence-specific DNA binding; DNA-binding transcription factor activity, RNA polymerase II-specific.
GGCAGGUCCUAGGUGGCGCAGCUGCAGGUAGGAGGACUCCUGCAGGAGACCGGGCGGCGUACGCCUGCGCUUAAGGAGAGGCAAUGAGUUCCGUGGCUUUUUGUAGGAUUAGCUCCCUUCUUACCUGAAGGCAAAACUCCAGGAAAGUCGGCACGUGUUGGAGAAAGAUGAGUUCGAGCUUGAUCGCAAGUCAAGGCAGUGAUGCUGAGGCGGGGGCCUGGGUGGUGGCCGCAGGGGAUAAGGUCGCCGCGCCGCCCCUGCGUGAUGGACUUUUGAUAGUGAAAGUGGAGGAAGACUCACCGGGAGUUCGGGAGUCCGACCCGCCUGUGGACUGUCUGGAUCCCGAAACUUGUCGACAGCAUUUUAGGCGGUUCCGUUAUCAUGAGGUGGCCGGACCCGAAGAGGCGCUGAGCCGGCUGUGGGAACUUUGUCGUCGGUGGCUGAGGCCUGAGACGCACUCGAAGGAGCAGAUCCUGGAGCUGCUGGUGUUGGAGCAGUUCCUGACCAUCCUGCCCCCGGACCUCCAGGACCGGGUGCGGAAACACUACCCCGAGAGUGGGGCCGAGGCUGCGGCUGUAGUGCGGGCUCUUCAGAGAGCGCUUGGUGGGACCUCGCUCCAGGGAUUGGUGAAAGUCAAGGAUGUGCCUAUAACCUGGGAGGAGUGGGAGCAUCUGGACCCAGUUCAGAGGGACUUCUACAGGGAGAGCACGCUGAAGGAUUAUGGGAACACAGCCCUGUCAAGUUUGGAAACCAGAACAGAGAGGAGAGAGUUUAUUCCAAAGCAAGAAAUUCUAGAAGUAGAGCCACAGAUACAGCUACAAGAAGGCUCCCUAGGGAAGGCUCCCCUGUUGUCCAGAUGUGGCCAGAACCAUGAAGAGAUGAUGGUAGAAGAGAAGCACUCAGGAAACCCCUCACUGCUGAAACUUGAAAAUUCUCCUGAAGAGCAAGGACUUCCCAGCAUCUCAUAUAGCAAGAAUGGUCUCACAGAAGGGGGAGACUCCAAAAAUAAUGAAAUUGGGAAUAGUGCCAGAAGUUCAGACUUUGUUCUUCGUCAGCAUGGCUUGACAGCAGAGAGGUCCGUUAAUGGUGACGAAUGUGGCAACAAGUGCAAACAGAGUUUAGAUAAGGAGAAACUUCAAGUGAUGAAACCUCACAAAUCUAUUGACAAUGUUGGAAAUUUCCAUACUUCAGGCUUUUCUGAGACCCCGAGGCAGCUCCGUGAAGAAAGACCUUAUAAAUGUGAUAACUGUGAGAAGAGUUUCAAACAGCGCUCCGACCUCUUGAAACAUCAGAGAAUUCACACUGGGGAGAAACCCUAUGAAUGCCAAGAAUGUGGGAAGAGCUUCAGUCAGAGUGCUGCGCUGAUUAAACACCAGAGGACACACACAGGGGAAAAGCCAUACACAUGCCCCAAAUGCGGGGAUAGCUUCAGGCAGAGCUCACAUCUCAAUCGACAUCAGCGGAUCCACAUAGGAGAAAAACACUAUAAAUGUACCGAAUGUGGGGAGACCUGCCGUAUUUCCAACCGUUUUAGACAUCAGAGACUCCAUAAAGGGGAGAGACCCUAUACAUGUGAAGAAUGUGAGAAGAGCUUCAAACGGUGUUCUGACCUCUCUAAACAUCAGAGAAUCCAUACUGGGGAGAAGCCUUAUGGAUGUUCUGUCUGUGGGAAAUGCUUCAGUCAGAGUGCAACCCUCAUUAUACACCAGAGAACUCACACUGGAGAAAAACCUUAUAAAUGUCUUGAAUGUGGGGAAAGCUUUAGACAGAGUCCACACCUUAUCCGACACCAAAGAAUCCAUAGAAAUAAAGUCCCAUCAUUUUGA